Micropterus salmoides (largemouth bass) is the source of this 5279-nucleotide messenger RNA. RefSeq names its product neuralized E3 ubiquitin protein ligase 1Ab (gene neurl1ab). Gene Ontology annotation, biological process: negative regulation of Notch signaling pathway; nervous system development. Bases 469 to 2202 code for a protein of 577 amino acids. The transcript has 6 exons. Gene Ontology annotation, cellular component: postsynaptic density; plasma membrane. NCBI's taxonomy places the organism in Eukaryota, Metazoa, Chordata, Actinopteri, Centrarchiformes, Centrarchidae. Gene Ontology annotation, molecular function: ubiquitin protein ligase activity. The record is from RefSeq and is a predicted model, not a curated record.
AUGACUGGUGAUAAAUCUGAGAGUCUACUAAUCAGAAAUUAGGCUAAAUAAAAGGUAGUCCCUACAGAGGUAAAAUAUAUAGGCUAUUACAGGGAGAUAAGUGUCUUCUGAGGGUCUUUAGGACCAUAAUGGUGAUUUAUCGCUUGUAGAGACUCCUGAGGUCCUCUCUUUUAGCUACAGCGUUCAAAUCCUGGGAAGCUCCACCUCCACAACCACCUUUUAUGUUAAUUUCAGCGUGAGCACGCACUGGAGGGAGCCGCCGAGUGCUGGAUCUGUUGGCUGCCGCCUUCCUGCUUAAUGUGGAUGAGGCUUAGGACAGACACAACCUGCCGCUGAAUCACCGUCGGGACUUUUUGUGAACGGCGUCAUGUGCGUAUAAUGUCGCCGCUGGGGACGCGCAGCUGAAGGUGAAUAAUCGUGGAUCCAGCCGGUAGUUACAGAAGAGGUGAACGCACCUUGCAUCCAGCCAUGGGAGGUCAGAUCACUAGAAAUACCCUCUACGAUUCUCUAAACGGGCCGUUCCCUGCCACAUCCCACCGAUGCCACCACAAGCCCAAGCGCUGCCUGCCCAUACAACCAUGUGGAAAUUUGUCCUCCUUCCCUCUACUCUUCCACCCCAGCACCAAGGGCUCGCAGAUCGUCAUGGACAUGUCCCAGAGGACUGUCAAGAGACAGGCCAGCUUCUGUAACGCCAUCACCUUCACCAACAGACCUAUCGCUGUGUAUGAGCAAGUUCGCCUGAAGAUCACUAAAAAGCAGUGCUGCUGGAGUGGUGCUCUGCGUCUUGGUUUUACAUCUAAAGACCCAUCGAGGAUCAACCCAGACACUUUGCCAAAGUACGCCUGCCCGGACCUGGUCUCCCAGAGCGGCUUCUGGGCCAAAGCCUUGCCAGAGGAGCUCUCCAAUGAGGGACACAUCAUCUCCUUCUGGGUGGACAAGAAGGGCCGGGUGUUUUACCGAAUCAAUGACUCCAGCCCAAUGCUCUUCUUUAGCGGGGUACAUGUCUCUGAACCUCUGUGGGCUCUCAUAGACGUCUACGGCCUCACCAGGGGCGUCCAGCUGCUAGACAGUGAGAUGCUCCCCCUGGACUGCCUGCGUCCUCGUUCUUUUGCUGCAACCCACCGGGCCUCCAUUAACCAUAACGGCGACGACCCUCGCCUUUCCAUCAGCCUGUGUGACCUGAGCCUGCAGCAGCAAGAGACGCAUCUGGAGGAAGACGAUGAGGAAGAGGAACGGCUACAACCCUUAAGCUCCACGUCCUGCCACGUGCCCCAAAACUCUCAAAACUCACAGCAGUGCUCACUGCUGCCCAGCCAUUUGGACAGUGAUCUCCACUUCCACUCUGUGCACGGCGUCCAUGUUACUGAGCUGGAUAAGCACACGGUGGCGCGGCUGGAUCACCGUGGUGACGAGAGGACGCUGGUGUUCACCAGCCGGCCGAUGCGCUGCUCAGAGACUGUGUUUGUGAAGGUGAAGGCAGGUGUCACACGGCCUGGGUCUCUUUCUUACGGUGUGACAUCAUGUGACCCAGACACACUGAGGCCCAGUGACCUCCCAUCCAACCCAGAGUCCCUGGUUGACCGCAAAGAAUUCUGGGCAGUGUGUCGGGUGGUGGUGCCACUCCACAGUGGCGACAUCUUGGGCUUUGUGGUGAACGCUGAAGGCGAGGUCAUGAUGAGCCAUAACGGCAUCAGUGCAGGGAUGCAGCUGUGUGUCGAUAACUCCAGGCCACUCUGGAUGUUCUACGGUCUGCACGGCACCAUCACACAACUCAGGAUUUUAGGCUCAUCUCCGCACACAGACCUUCGGGGCCCGUCGGUCCCCAGCUCCCCGUCCUGUAACACCCCCACAAUGCUUUGCAGCGGCAACUCCGAGCCCAACCUCAACACACCCUUGAACAUCAACCUCAAUUCAAGCCUCAAUUCCGACUACCACUCAGUCUUUUCUUCCUCCACAGGUACAACCCCGAGCUCCCCGUUCUCCAGCCACCCGGAGUCCCCUACUUUCCCGUCCUGCUCGGGCUCAUGGAGUGACGAAUGCACCAUUUGCUACGAGAAUGUGGUGGACACCGUCCUCUACGCCUGUGGACACAUGUGUCUCUGCUACGCCUGUGGCCUCAAACUCAAGAAGAUGGCUAACGCGUGCUGCCCCAUCUGCAGGAGGACAAUCAAAGAUAUCAUCAAGACCUACCGGAGCACGUAGGCUCGUGUUUAGACUAUGUGUCUCAUCGUCAGGUUCAGCUCAAGAUGUUGUCAAAGCCAUGUAAGACGUUAUAAAGACAGACACAGCACAAGUGAAAGCCCCACUUGUUCGUGUGUGCAGUCUGGCUCAGGUACUCUACAGCAGGACUCCCUCCAUCCCUUUAAACAUUUUAUUUCAAAUGCACAUCCUUGGAAAACUCACAGUAGUUCCUGCCUGGGAUAUCUCAUCAGAGACCAUCCAAAAAUACAGUGUGGUAAAUGGAAACAAAAUGUGUGCUAUUGCAGUUGGGACUUGCACCAAACAUCACAUUUUGACCCACUAUUGUCCAGUGACUCUGUGAUUUAUGCGUCUGUUGAAGUGAAAAUAGUAAUCUGAAGAGGCUCCUGUCCUACUUCCUGCAAAGUAACCCUUCAUUCUGCUGGUGAUAGCAUUGCUGCUAGCUAGUUUUAGAAGAGGUAAAACUGUCCAGAGCUGCAGAAGACAUCAAGGAGUGUCAGAGAGCACUGGGUGGGGAAAAAAGGUGUUGUUUUAGAGCAAGAACUUAAUCUGAGAGAGAAGAAAAAAAUCAAGGCAAGAUAGUUUUAUUUAAGAUUUCAUGAAUGCUUCCAGAAGCUAGUGAGGAAUGAGUAAAAAGACAAACAAAGUUUUUGUGGUGAGAACUUUGCAGCACUUCUAAAACAAGCCAUUUGCAAAUGCAUGGAACAUGUUCCUCUUGCAAUAAAACACAAUAAAAUGUCUAAAGCUAAAGAAUAAAGAAAUCCUUAAAGGAACUCUGCGAACUCUUGCGUUAUAAAUUAAGUGUUUCGUCUGAUAUCUCACUCCCUGUUGUGCUCGUGAACUUCAGGCAGGGUGAAAUUGUGUGAAGGGUAGAAAAACUGAACGUUGUCACCACAGAAGGUCACGCUUCCGGUGAAUGAGGAUGUAAAUCAGUGAAGAGGGAGAGAGAAUGUACUAUGUUUGGGAUGAAGACAGGGGAAGAAGGGGCACCUUUGCGGUGUACUCAGGCACACCGGAUACAUGAGGAGUUUGUAUGAAAGCAUGUAAAAUGCGGGACUUGCAUGGUUUUGCAUGUCCUGCUUCUUGGCAGCGGUCCCCCCCAUCUCUGGCUGCUCAGUAAGCCGGCAGGAUACUGUAAUUGGACAAAAGUCGUUCAAAUAAACAUUGGUGGGCAGGGAAGUAUUUUUAAAGUGGUGAAAGUGCAAAUAAGGAUGACAAAUCAACCACUUCAUCAUUGCCAGAAAGCCAUGAAACAGUAAGUUACAGAUGGCUUCUCUUACUUCAGGUUACACACUUCUCUUUCAUAUGUACAUUAAAUAAGAACAUGAAUAUUUGCUUUCAGUGAUGACGUAUUUAAGUACACUGUGUCUUCAAGUGGAAAAAAAAAACACUUCACAUGUGCAGUCAGUGACAAGGAUGUAGCUUGUUAUUGUGGGACAAUUUGUGAGAAUUUCAUUUGCAUAUCAGUUUCUGAGUGCUGCUCUCCGUCGGUAAAAGCAAACUCCAAGGACAUUUUCACUUGACUAAUCUCAUUCAUUAUGUACUGCUUUGAAUUGUUAAGAAAUACAAGCUAUUUUCAGGUGUUACUUUGGCUUCGCUUAAACAGUACUCAGUAAUUUGUGAAGCAGUAAUUGCCGAUUUGUUUUUUCUUUUAUGGUGUUGAAGCUUGUCAUCUUGCCGCUGUAGAGGGAAAAUUAGCAGUUGGUCGUGUAACGUUUGAGUCACAGUUAAGUUUUCUUGUGUGCCUUUAAAAAUAAAAUAAAAAAGAGAGAAGACUGGACAAACUUUGGUCUGUUGGGCUCCUUGCUGUGAAAACCAGGAGCAACACUGGGGGUUCCCAUUCAUCGUACAAUCAAGCCUGGUUGUGUCUCUGACGUGAGCAGGUAUAACCACACAACCUACCAAUACAAAGCAAAUAUUUCAGUGUGCUUAAUCUCAGUGUGUGAAUUUAUUCACUGCUAAAAUGUUUAAAUAUUGCCUUGUCCUCUCUGUCACUGCAGUUUAUAAUACUGGAAUUUUGUUGCUCAGCCUUUACAUUUCUACCUGGUUUUUGUUUUUCCUCCUGACCAAAUAUGACCUAGCAGAAAUAAAACAUUGUGAAAUGUUUUUUGAUAGAACAAUGGUAUUGAUGAGUGUAAUAUUAACUGUACAUUAUGGAGGUUUAUUUAUUCUGUCAGUGCUACUAUAAAAGAAAUAUCAGUUUGUUUAUAUGUAUGGCUAUAGUGUCCAAACAGUAAGAAUAUUGUUUAUUUUAUUGCUGCAUAGUUAAAGAUUAUAGAAAACUUUAUUUCCCUGAAAGUGUCUGUGCAUCUGUCAGCUGAUUUUCACUUAUUUGGGAAUUACGCUUAUUCACUUUCUGGCGGGGAGUCAGAUGAGAAAAUUGUUAACACUCUCCACUGUUGGAAGUACUUUACUUAAGUCCAAUUUUGAGGUACUUGCACUUUACUUGAGUAUUUCCAAAUUUUUAUUGGCCAACUUCUACUCGAAAACUAAUUUAUCUGACAGCUGUAGUUAGUAGUUACUUUGCAGAUUAAGAUUUUACACACAACACAUUAUUAGCUUAUACAAGAUGAUACUUCAUGUACAUUUUCGAAUGCAGGACUUUCAGUGGAGUAUUCUGACAUUAUGUUUUCAGCAUAUUACUUAUUAGCUUACUGAAUAAAUUUGAGAGUGGUAUCAAUCUUUUCAUCAACUCUCUGCCAGAAAGCAAAUAAGCAUGUUUCCCAAGAUGUCAAACUUUGUUUAUAUGCCAUAUACUAUCAUAGUAUUAAAAGGCAAUAGAAAGUGUAACAUUAGCAUUGGUUACUUGUGCAUAUUUAAAUAUGUGUUAUAGGCUAGUGAAUCAGGCGUGAGUACAUGGUCAUAAUUCUGGCUAUUUUUCAACUUUGACCAAAUAUUUGCAAUCCAUACAAAACUAAACCAGCAAGUAAGUGAAGGUGGGGGUUGUGCAUUUUGGACAAAAAAAUUAGCUCGCAACUUUGGUUUCUUGGGCUUGGGAUUUCUUUUAGUCAUUGAAAAACAUUCUUAAGGUGGUUUAAUUAUGUUCAGUUUGUUAAAUAAAGUUCAAGUCUGAAUCACUG